Rhipicephalus microplus (southern cattle tick) is the source of this 1166-nucleotide messenger RNA. RefSeq lists its product as uncharacterized. NCBI's taxonomy places the organism in Eukaryota, Metazoa, Arthropoda, Arachnida, Ixodida, Ixodidae. The record is from RefSeq and is a predicted model, not a curated record. Gene Ontology annotation, molecular function: phosphatidylcholine lysophospholipase A1 activity.
CUGCUGCUGGAGUACGGCUGGUUGCUGCUUCUGCGAGCUGUCUACAGGCCUUGUUCUGCUACAUAUUCGCAAGCCUCGAACAUCAUCUUCAUCUAAGCUCAACCGCUCAUUUUCACUGCUAUUUUAUAUUUACUAACGUUGUUUAUAUCCAUCCCAAUACGUAUUUUUGUGAUUUUUCGCGUAUAGGCUGAUUUAGCAGUACCUGUGCGUGGCCCUUUCUUUGGUCAUCCGUGUUAACGUGCUUCGUAUCUGUGUCGUAGUGCAUUUGCGUAGUUGACAGCCGUGUUUUAGAUUAAAUAUUCACUUUCUUGUUUCUUUUUUUUUUCAUGGUGUAAUUCUGAAUUGAAAGUGUGCGCAACAUGACGCGUGUGUUAGUAGCGGGCGAUUCAAUGGUGAAAUACGUCGACCAGUAUUUCCCAUCGCGCCGUGGCUUGUCUGUUAGCGUUGCCGCACACAGAGGAAUAAGGAUUGAGCACUUGCACUCAAUGAUUGCUGACAAGCUGGCCAGUUUUGAUGUUGUCAUUGUACAUGUUGGCACGAACAACACUGUUGACAGUGUCAACAUGUGCAUGGACAAAUAUCGCCAGCUCGCUCAGGGAAUCAUCGAAAGCAAUCCCACGUUGCAUGUAGCUUUUUCUGCAAUUCUUCCUCGGGGGCAGAAUCGGUACCGCCAAGGGGAAGAACAGUUGUGUGAUGUUUGUCAUUUUAAUGACCACUACAGGAAUGUGAAUGCCACACUCGCACAGCUUUGCCUGGAGAGGGGCUUCACUAUCCUGGAUAGUCUUGUGGACAGCUGGCCUGGAUUCCUGAGCAGGGAUGGUGUCCACCCCAGCCGGCUUGGCAACAAGGUGCUGGCAGACUUCCUGCACCGUGAGGCCCAUCUAGAGAGGAGACACCCAUCUAGAGAGGAGACACAUCCAACAGUCCUACAAGGAGUCCAAGGCAUCUGCAUGGAGUGGGUGGGCUCGGCAGGAGCACUUUUCCAUCAACUUGGAAGUCGAUUUUCCAGCACUUGGUCCAGUACAUUGUGGACUCACCCUGUUGUCAAGUCGUCAGGAAGUUGGAUGAUGCUGUCUUCUUCUAGCUAAAUUAUGCAACUACUAAGAAGGGGAUCAGAAUUCUAUUUUGUAGCAGUUAUUUUACAAAUAAAUGUUAGUAAAAUUUUU